Molecule: messenger RNA, 993 nt
Organism: Rangifer tarandus platyrhynchus (Svalbard reindeer)
Lineage: Eukaryota; Metazoa; Chordata; Mammalia; Artiodactyla; Cervidae
Source: the annotation of a GenBank genome assembly
AUGCGGAGCCCCUCCUUGCCCUCGUGGGGGCCGCCGCCGCCGCUGCCGCUGCUACUGCUGCUGUUGCCGUGGCCAGUCUGCACCCAGGCGCCCGCCGCAGCCGCCUCCCGGGGAACCCCGGGCGCCCUGGACUGCCCCGAGGCGUGCGUGUGCGCGCCGGGGGGCCAGGCAAACUGCUCGGGGCGAGCGCUGCCCGCCGUGCCAGGGGGUUUGAACCGGCGCGUCCGUGCGCUGCUGCUGAACCACAACCGCGUGCACGCGCUGCCUCCCGGCGCCUUCGUGGACGCCGGCGCGCUGCUCCGCCUGGACCUGCGCGAGAACGGACUGCGCUGGGUGCACGCGCGGGCCUUCUGGGGCCUGGGCGCGCUGGAGCAGCUCGACCUCAGCGCCAACCAGCUGGAGGCGCUGCUGCCCGGCACCUUCGCGCCACUGCGCGCGCUGCGCGCCCUCUCUCUGGCUGAGAACCGGCUGGCGCGUCUAGAGCCCGCGGCGCUGGGCGCGCUCCCGCUGCUGCGCGCGCUCAGCCUGCAAGACAACGACCUGCCUGCGCUCGCGUCCGGGCUCCUGGAGGGCCUGCCGAAUCUCAACACGCUGCGCCUGCGCGGGAACCCCUGGACCUGUGGCUGCGCGCUGCGCCCGCUCUGCGCCUGGCUUCGCGGGCACCCGCGGCACGCGCCAGAGGCCGAGACGCUGCUUUGCGUGUCGCCGGGGCGCCUGACGCUCAGCCCCUUGACCGCCUUCCCGGAGGCCGCCUUCAGCCACUGCGCGCGGUCCCUUGCCGCCCGGGAUCUGGCCGUGGUCUACGCUCUCGGGCCCGUCUCCUUCCUCGCUAGCCUGGCCGCCUGUCUGGCCUUGGGCUCCGCGUUCACCGCCUGCGGCGCUCGCCACCGCCGCCGCCGCCGCCGCCAAGCCGCCGCCCGCCGCCAGCAGAGGAGGCCGCCGGAUCCUGGCCCCGGCACGGCCUCGCCUGCGGCCACCGCCGCUCAAGCUUGA